UAUAUUCAUCACAAUAUUUGAUUCGAAGCAACGUGUGUGUUGUUCUCUGGAGACGUAUUCUGAAUAGGUUGCUAUUAUUCGCUUUUUUAUUCAGAAAUUAUUACGGUUGUUUUGCUUUUGUUUGAAAGAGAUACAGAACAGAGGUUUUAGUACAAGGUUAAUAAAGAAACUCAAGAAGUUCUUGGAAAUUGUGAAACAAAAAGUGAAUCGAGAUUAAAUAAAUCAAACAGUGUUUUGAAUGAAUAAAUAUUAUAUAUAAUACUUAGCUAUACUACAUAAAAAAUAUGACAACUACAGCUGAAGUUAUUUCACAAACAGCAACUGCAACUAUUAACGUUAACCAUAUUAAGCCUGAUAAUAAUUAUCCAACUCAUCAUAUUCUCCCAAUGACAAUGUCUGCAACUUCUCUUAGUCCUACUAUGCAAACUUCCAACAUUUCUCAUCUGAUGUCUCAAGAGGCGCAAUCAUAUGCACAUGACGGUGAUCCUUCGAAACUGGAUGACCCUGAACGGGUAAAAAGACCAAUGAAUUCCUUUAUGGUAUGGUCUCGUGAAAAGAGAAGAAAAUUAGCUCAAGAAAAUCCUAAAAUGCAUAACAGUGAAAUAAGUAAGAGACUUGGAGCUGAAUGGAAAGUUUUAACUGAUGAGGAAAAAGCACCCUUUGUCUAUGAGGCAAAACGACUAAGGGCAGAGCACAUGAAGUCCCAUCCAGAUUACAAGUAUCGACCCAGACGCAAGACAAAGUCAUUGUCUAAGAAAACAGAAAAUAAAAUUGCUAUGCCUACUGCUGUAAUUGGUGCAGAUGGUAAACAAAUCUUUAUGUCAGCACAAUAUCCUUAUGCAAUUGCCAGUGGUAUAAAUUAUCCGGUUCCUUUUAACGGUUAUAUGUCAGCCUUAGUUAAUGGACAUGAAGCUUAUCAUGCUGGUGCUACCAUGUAUGGUAUUCCACCUGGAACAGCAAUAGCAGUUGCAAGCUUACCACAAUCAACUACUUCAUCUAGUACAACAUCUGUUACACCUGUGACUGCUGCACAAUAUAGUGUUGUUCCUGGUGGGACUACAUAUAUGUAUAGCCCAUUUUCGUCAUUUCCUUACUUAAAUGGUGCUACAAUGAGUGCCUAUAGUGCUCAAGCAGCAGCUGCAGCAGCUUACCCACAUACAGUGACUGUCAAGCAUGAGGCAGCUGUUACUACCACAGCAACAGAUAAGCCAGCAGAAGCACAAACUGUUGAAACAGCAAAAGCAACUAGUACAACUACUACAGCAACUGCAUUACCAAGUCAUUACUAUCCAAUCGGUGGAAUGUAUCCCACAGCAGUUGCUGUUGAUCAGAAUAGCAAUAUUACAGCUUAUGAUCCAAAAACGCAAUAUGCCUCAAUGGCUCUAAUCGGACAAGCAAAAAGAGUGGAAAUGCAAGGAACAAACCCCCAUCCUGCAGUUGUUAUUACAAUGCCUGAACAGCAUUCACAGAGUCCAGCUCGAAGCAUGAAUACUUCUGUGCAACAGAAUUCACCUGUUCUGGCAGUGUCUGAGUGAUAUUAUUCUUUAUAUUAUUAAGGUAUAAAUCUUUCAGGGUUGUACAUAUCAUUGUCAAUAUUAUAUUUAUGCUAAAUAUAAAAUGUAUUAUAUAAUGCUGGAAUAAGAUACUUGGAUGUAUAUCUAUGCCAUUGUUAAUUUUAUAGUUACUGUGUUGUGUAUAAUAUAUAUAUGGACCAUGCAGGUACAUAUCAGAUUUUAAAGUUAGCUGUAUAUUUUGUAUCUUUAAUGUUAGUUGUAAUAUCUUAGAAGUCUGGAUAAACUUACUUUUACAAAACAAGUUAAGCCACGGUGCUCCCAAGUCAAAAAGUAUAAACAAGUUUUAAGAUAGUGUGUAAUGUUCUUUUCGUGAUUUGUGAAAGUAUUUUUUUCCUAAAAAUUCUUUAUUUUAUCAGUUGAGAUUUUUUUUUAAUUUUAGUUUAUGAGAUUUUAUGGAAUUUAUUUUAUAUUGGGAAGUUCAAUGUACAGUGUAUUAGUCGUGCUCAGAGGUCUCUCUCGAAGAAGGAAUUUGUUUUUAUACACGCAGUGGAAUCAAUUUUAUUUUUCUUAUUAAUUUUAUUUUUAUAUUAUUCUGUAUACUUUUAAGGCGUGAUUUUUUUGGUAUGUACUUUCAGCACAAAUUAUUAUAAUUGACACUGAAUCUUUCUUGUAUCUUCAUUUCAAUGCAAGAAAAAUAAUGUUGUACGUGCAUAUGGAAAAAAAUGGCGCCUAAAAGAAAUAAAAAAAACAUUCGCUGGAGAAGAAUUUUUUUCUCGAUAAUCUUUGAUCCACGUGUGUAAGUUUGUAAAAAAUUAUAAACUUUCCCGCUUCAAAAUUUCUAUCAAUUGAGGCUUUUAAAAGUUUUGUUAAACGCAACAAUUGCUGCACUGUUUAGACAUGAAAAGAUUUUCAAUGAACAACUUUCAUAAAUCUUUUUAAUCACAACAAGAAAAUUACUCAUAAAACUCUCUAACACAAAGACAUGGGAAGCGAUGGGAGGAGACAGAUGUCUUCCUACAAAUCUAUUGGUUAAAAAUUUUAAUUAUUCACGAAGCUUAAUCAAUAAAAAGAUGAAAUUUGGAUUUUUUUUUCGAGUAAAACUCGCUUUGUUUACCAGAAACUUUCAACCAAGCGGUAUAAGUAAAGCGAACGGCGGCUUUGAAGUCCUUGUUUUGUAUUUACACAUCUGAACAGAAGACAUUUGUGAGAUAAAGAAAGGGCGUAUUAUUAAUAUGAUAAAGAAGAUAUUGUUUUCGGAGAUUAUAAGACGGGGGUACAUGUCAAAUAGUUUUAUGAGCCGAUAUUUACUUUUUAUAUGACGCAACGUUGGUCACGAAUUAUGUGCUCUCCUCUCGCCUUAAAACCUUUCAGACUGUGUACCAAAGUAAAAACCUGGAAAUCGUUAAAAUGUUAAACAUAAGUUGAAAAUAAAUUAGGUUAGCGAAUAUUUGUGGUGUGCGUUGCCAUUUUUAAGAAUCUGGUGUUUUAUUUACUUGAACAAAUUUUGGUCUUUUUUUAAACAAAGCUAUCGGGUGGAAAUUUUGUUCAUUGGUCAGGAAGAAAUCCAGUAAUUGUAUUCUUGAUUUUUUGUGGAACUUAACUUAAAUAGAAUCCAGUUAUUUGUACAAAUGUUUGUUAUGAGA
Hydractinia symbiolongicarpus is the source of this 3157-nucleotide messenger RNA. RefSeq names its product transcription factor SOX-2-like. The transcript has a single exon. Gene Ontology annotation, molecular function: DNA-binding transcription factor activity, RNA polymerase II-specific; RNA polymerase II cis-regulatory region sequence-specific DNA binding. Gene Ontology annotation, biological process: regulation of DNA-templated transcription; cell differentiation; anatomical structure morphogenesis. NCBI's taxonomy places the organism in Eukaryota, Metazoa, Cnidaria, Hydrozoa, Anthoathecata, Hydractiniidae. The record is from RefSeq and is a predicted model, not a curated record. Bases 285 to 1535 code for a protein of 416 amino acids.